AGCACAAGCCCAAGAUGGCAGGGUUCCUUACAAUUCCAUAAGUGCAUCCCAUGAAAAUGACGCCCUUCAUAUGCAGUUCUCUUCUCCAGAAUAGCCCUAUCUGGUUGUGCCCUCUGAUUCUGCUGCUCCUGCGGCUUCUCUUUGGGCACGAGGAGGUCUGUGACACGAUUUUGAAGGCUAUUUCGAAUGCAUCUGCUUGCAAACGAGCGUGCCACAAGGCAUAUCACAGAAUCCAUGCGCAAGUGAGGAAGGUCUGGGAGCAAGACACCCUGACCGUUGCUCCUACCUGCGAUGGAUGCAGCCAAGCCUCGGUAGACUCGGUGGACGAUGAUCGGGGGCUUUGUGAAGUUCAGGAAGUAGACGAGCCGAGCUUGCUGGAUGGCGAGCAGGGCUCUACGGACGCACGGCAGGACAGCCUCGGUGAACAUCUUUUCCUCUCAAUGUGGCUUGUACUGCUGGCUUUCUAGUAUAUGACUCAGCUAUACUCAGCUCCUGGCUGAGCGACUUCGAAGCUUCGACCAGCUUCGACAAGUGCAGCUGUGUGACGCUUCGAAAUCUCGAGGACUUUUAGACGAAGUCAGAAUCGCUGAACCAUUAGAUCCUCAUGUGAUAUGUGCGAAUGUCCCCAAACAAGUUGCAACGUUUGAAGUUUUCGGAAAAGACAGAGAUGAUUUUACUGUUCUCAAAGAGCGAUCUAUGAAGAGGACCAGAUGCACUGUUUGCUUGCCGAAAGAGAUCUGUGUGCUUUCUAUGUUGACAGGUUCAGAUGGUUUUCGCGAAGUUUCACCUGGACUUUUGAGAGGCAUUUGUUUGAGGCUUGGAGCUGCGACAGCCUGGAACAGAUGUUCACCUAACAAGUUUCGUAGUGUGGAGUGAAACUCCAGUUGAUUUGGUUCCUGCGUUUGGCUGUUGCAAGUCUUGAUUAUCUUCCGACGUAUGGCAGUAGGCUCAAGAUUUUCUUAGAAGUCCAGACAGGUUCAAGAUCCAGAAUUGCAGAGGAGAUUGGGCCGUGGAAAAA
Cladocopium goreaui is the source of this 1018-nucleotide messenger RNA. Lineage: Eukaryota; Dinophyceae; Suessiales; Symbiodiniaceae. The record is from the annotation of a GenBank genome assembly.